Molecule: messenger RNA, 4263 nt
Organism: Moesziomyces antarcticus
Lineage: Eukaryota; Fungi; Basidiomycota; Ustilaginomycetes; Ustilaginales; Ustilaginaceae
Exons: 8
Coding region: 1-4263 (1420 amino acids)
Molecular function (GO): DNA binding
Source: RefSeq, a predicted model, not a curated record
AUGGACUCUUCCUCCGGCCAUACAUUCGCCCACGUCGCCAUCCCGGACCAUUCGCAGCCAGGCUUCUGCAAGGCAAGCGCCAAGGUUCGGACGCGCUCGUCUUCUUCUUCUUUCGGAUUCAUCGUCUGCCUCUCCUGCCUUGCGCUCGAACUCGAACUCGCAGGCUUGGUCAGGCGUCUCGCUUUGCCAAGCAUCGCGUCGACGGCGUCUUCUUUCAUAUCACCUUCGGCACCCCCCAACAGCAAGUACAAAGGGGCCGCAGCGACACGACAAUCGCCUCGACCGGCCCUCCUUUCCACCGUCCUUCGAAUUCCCGGUUCUGGGCCGCAGCCCACUGCACUCCAUCAGCAUCGACUGCCCUGCUUCCACGCGGUCCCACCCAGCCACCUUCUUCGCGACGCACUGCGGACCGACGCGUGCAACUCGGUCCUUGGCUCCUCAAGAGAGCCCAAUAUCCCCCCACCCCUCCCGACGGAUUCAAGGCGGCAUCACAUCCUGCGCAUCUUCAGCCGCAUCCGUGACGAAGCUCGUCAAUUGCUCGGACGACCGUUGCGUGCAGCUGCAUUCUAUCUCCUCUCGGACGCACCCGCGCAUCGAUCACGCAUGCUUGCACGCCUUGCACAGACCAUUGCCGACCCGGCUGCCCCUCACACGUCUCCGCGAAGCGGACAAGGCCGGUCACUCGGAUAUAUUACAAUCUGCACAUCGACACUUCAUAUCGCCAAUUUUCCGAAGAAGCCGAACGCAUCGCCUCAGAUUUCGUGCGGCGAAGCGACUCGCGAGUCCCCUGUUCUUCCUGCGCCCCAUUGCAUGCCUCCAACACCUGGCCCCUCGUCUCGCAACAGUGUUGCCUGCCACCUCCGUCGGCAGCGGCGCGUACAACUCCGGAUAGAUCGCUCCGAACGCCGAGUGGAGCGUCGUGAGAACGCGGCCGUCACCUCAGACGCACUUCAGCUGAUCCGCAAUCGAUCCCCAAUCGCGGCAUCCUUGUCAAGCUGCCUCCUUGGACAUCGCUUCGCCCCUUGCCCUGGCCUCGUCAACGGAUCAGGUCACACACAGAAACGGUCGUGCAAUAGCUGGAUCUCGAGCUCGGUUGUCCGAGGACCCCUACACCUGCCGUCCUUGUCUUGGCGCUCGAGUGCAGAGCCGUCUCCCGGCCAACUCAGCAGCAGCGGCUUGGCUCUCGAACUCGGAGAUAGACCCAACGCAGCGUCCAAGCCUCUGCCCAUCCUUCCCUCCUCCGCUCCGUCGGCUUCCUCUUUGCCUCGGCUUCCCCUCCAUCCCCUGCUUCGACGAGCUUGUCCUGCACAAGGUUUCAGCUCGACCUCGAUAUAUCGGUUGCCCGGUGCUGUGGGAGCCUGCAUUGCUCCUGUCACCGUCGCCUCUCCGCGGAUCCGGUUCUACGCACGAUUCUGCCGCCCAAAACCUCCGAAGCCACCACUGGCCAAGGCGAAGCCGACGGUUGCUGGACAACGUCUGCGCCAACGGUUUCCCUGCACUUCUCGGUCUGCUUGGACAAUCGCCUUGCGGCUAGCCAAUCUACUGAACGUCGCUCGAGAGGAUCAUAUCUACGCGGGAGAGACAUCGCAAUCCGCACUCGUCCACCCACUGCUCGAUCUUCGCCCCAUCUCCAUCGCUCCUAAGCAAGCGGCCAACAAGAACAUCGCGCGCCCACAUCCAAAACUCAACGCCGAAAUGGGUUCACAGCAAGUUGCAACAUUCCAUGGCUAUGUUCAUUCGACCAGAGAUGCAUUGCUCAUCUUUGAGGCGGUCCGACGCGGCCUCAUGCCCAAGAUCACGAGACGGCUGCGCGACGAUGAGCGCAAGAUGAUCACGAGCGGGACCAUCUUCGUGUUCGACGAAGUCGAGUCAAGCAUCAAGCGAUGGACGGACGGCAUGAUCUGGAGUCCCAGUCGCAUACUCAACAACUUUCUUGUCUACCGCGAGGUCGAGAAGAAGGAUCCAAAGCCUGCGCCGGAUCAACCAGCCUUCUCCACCUCCAACGCAGCCAUGAUGCACGGAUCGUCUUUUGCUGGGAGCACCGGUCUUGACCCAUCGCACUCCUCGGUGCGUUCUGUUCCGCUGACGCUGAUGCCGAAUGCGAUCGACUCGGAUGCACCGACAAUGCAGUACAAGCAGGAAGGUGGCAGCUAUCCUUCGCUGCACGGCGGCGGGUCGUCCUCGAAUGCAGUCUAUUCCGGACAUGAUGGCUUUUUCUCCAAUCACGGACAACAACACCCUUCCGCAUACGCGCGAGGACAUGCGCAAGCAGCGGGAAUGGUGGGUUUGAUGGACGAUGCCGCCACCGCCGCCUCGUCGUCCAACGCAAAGAGGGAGGCGGAGCUGGAUCGCACGAUUGUCGGCAGUCUCACAAGCAGCUAUCCCUUUGUUCGCGACGGUCUGUGCAAAAAAACAAUCUCGAUACAGGUGGAAGGCUCGACACAGCAUCUCAUCUCGUACUACAGGGUCGACGAUGUGCACAACCAACGCCUCACGAUCCCCUCGAAUCUGCCCGAGAUCGCCGCCUUGUGCAUCUCGCCGAUCUUCCUCAACAAGAGCAACUUUCGCUAUCCUCCCAUCGUCGAGCUCGGUCCAGAUGGCAUGCCUCGGUACGUGGCCGAGUCGACCGAUGCCUCGAUGCGCGCUUCCGGUCACGUCAGCAGCGGCAACGAGAGCUACUCGUCGGGGUCAGAGGCGCGGCAUGAAGGCAUGGGUCGAAGCAACAGUCGCUCAAUGACCAUGUACACGUCUUCGGAAGCCGUGGAAGCUGCGUCCUUCGACCUUUACAGCCACCGCCACCCUCACCAAAUCGGCGGCGAUGGGAUUCUGCCAAUGUCCGCGACCUUGCCCAUGUCGACAGCAUCGGCACAGUCUCGGAAUCGUCGCUUGUCUGAUGCUCCGCGGAGGCGCGCCAAUUCAAGGUACGAGCCAUAUGGGCAGCCAACGACAUUCGGCAACGGCAUCAUGACCCCGCUUCCAUAUCCGCAAGGGAUGGACCACAAUCCAAUCUCGCCACCUGGCCGUCGGGCGCUCCUGGGCCAGUCCCGAGGCUACGUUGAAGCCGAGCCUUUCUACGCGUCCGAGCAAGCCUCGUUCGGUAUGCCCCGCCAGGACGCUGCAUUCUUCGGCAUGAACCCGGCUGAGCACGGCAGCAACCAGGGCAGCGGCGCCCACAUGGGUCAACUCGGACCGCAAGCCACUUCGGCCGAGGAGUUCCAACAGCAGGGUCGUCUCCAGCCUCCCUUUCAUGCCAGCCAUCUGAUGCCGAUUGUGCCCAGUCAGCCUGGCCGUGACCACACUGGCUACCUUGGCGAGUCCAACCUGGUGCACGUUCGAGCAGAAAUGAUGGGUGUCAAGCAGGAGCCGAGCGACAUCUUCCACUUCUCCUCCCGCAUGGGUCGGGGCAGCUGGGAUUCGAACCAGCCGAGUCACGCGGCACCCUUCAUGCACAACGUCCAGCAGCCGCCUGCGACCAGUCAAGGGCUGACAGCGAUCCCGGUUCACAGUCCCGUCAAUCUGGGAGGGCCUGUCUAUGGUCGGUUCGCCGGCUCGCCGCCAAAUACGAGCUCAUCUCAUGACAGUCGUCACUCGUACGUUGACAACGCACCGGCGCCCACGACUGGUCACAUCGAAGAGCUCGCAGACGGUGGGCGACCACCGACUGCUACUCGCCUCGAAGACGCGAGCUACCUGUCGCGGCCGCUUUCGCGCGCUGGGGAGGGUGGAUACGUGGGCGAUCUCGACUCGGCCGGUGUGGUCAGGGCAGCGCCAGUGGACGCCUUGCAAGUCCACUCGGACCCAACGACUCCAUAUCCGCACACGCACCGAACGCUGCAAUCACAUGCUGGCGACGCGGCAGCUGGUCUCGACUCGUACGGCCGCCUUGCUGGAGACGUUCAAGGAUCCUCGGCUCUCUAUGCGCAUCCUGCCACCCACUUGUCGCAGGGGCAUGCGCAUCUGCAGCGCCAGCCCGCAGACCGCCAGGGACAGGAUGCUCAUAAUACCACGCAUGCAUACAUGCAUCCUGAUCCUGGCAUGGCGAUGCCCCACGAUGCUCAGUCGUGGUCUUCGAACGCCGCACAGGAGAAGAGCCGCAGUGCGCCAGGUGAAGAUCAAGCCUUCUCAUCGCGACCUGGGACAUCCCAGGGGGAUGCGUUCCACCACCAAUACCGCGAUGGGCACGGUGGUCAGGAUACGGCGGAUGGCCAAGUCACGGGCGGCCUGGGACUCGAACGAGUGCUGCUCACCCGGCCCCCCUCUUGA